Bradysia coprophila is the source of this 1952-nucleotide messenger RNA. Its product is annotated as pre-mRNA-splicing factor 38B. The record is from RefSeq and is a predicted model, not a curated record. NCBI's taxonomy places the organism in Eukaryota, Metazoa, Arthropoda, Insecta, Diptera, Sciaridae.
UAACCCUUGGCAUUUCUGAACAGCCAUUUUUGUUUUCGGAUUUUCGUGAAAUGGUUAAAGUUAUUUGCGAAAAUUAACACAAAAUUAACAGGGAAACGACCAAUAAAACUCAUUUUUUUACGUUACACUAAGAACAUUUCUACAUUUUGUACAACAUGGAUCACGGUAGUCACGAAGAAUAUUCUCAGCCCCGGAAAACUGGCAAACAACACAACGUUUUACCACUGUGGGGCAAUGAGGCAACGAUGAAUUUAAAUCCAUUAAUUCUGGCGAAUAUUCAGUCGUCCAGCUACUUCAAAGUGUCACUGUUCAAACUCAAAACGUAUCACGAAGUGGUGGACGAAAUCUACUAUCAAGUAAAGCAUUUGGAGCCGUGGGAGCGAGGUUCACGAAAGACUGCAGGUCAAACUGGCAUGUGUGGCGGGGUUAGAGGAGUCGGUGCUGGUGGCAUAGUGAGUACGGCAUAUUGUUUACUCUACAAAUUGUACACACUACGUCUGACUAGGAAACAGGUUAAUGGCCUGCUUACACAUACAGAUUCGCCUUACAUCCGUUCAUUAGGUUUUAUGUACUUGCGGUACACUCAACCGCCAGGUGAUUUGUACGACUGGUACGAGGAUUACCUACAAGACGAAGAAGAGGUGGACGCAAAGGCCGGCGGUGGACAAACCAUGACAAUCGGACAAAUGAUCCACCAAUGGCUGGUCAAACUGGAUUGGUUUUCGACGCUAUUUCCACGGAUACCGGUGCCGAUACAGAAACAGAUCGAAAAGCGUCUCGAUGAAUAUUCGCGCAAGAACAAUGUGAAUCUACAGGCUCGAUAUAUGAAUGUGGAACGUGAAACUGGCGGUGGUGGUGGUGGUGCUGGUGGUAGCAGUGGCAACAUGGGAAAACGUGACGGACGCGAGCAAUUCGAUCGAAGUCGUGUCGCACCGAAUCGUAAUGAAUACAGAGACGAUCGUCGAUUCCGAUCACGGUCAAAGGAGCGGACGACUGGUGAUAGUCGUGAUCGACGUGGCGAAGGGCAUCGGGAUCAUCGCAAUGAUUAUCACAGAAAUCGGGACAGAAGCCGGGAACGAGGCGGCCGAGACAAAGACUAUUAUCGAGAUGGUGAGGGUGGCAGUGAUCAGUACAGUAGUUCGAGUCGACAUCGAGACCGGGAUCGUGAUCGGGAUAGAAAGUAUCGGUAGAAUAAUUGUGUGUGUGUGUAUGUGUGUGUGUGGACCAAAGACUUGGGAUAGACAAAACGUUUAAAUUAUCGAGAAGAGUACCAUCCAUCCAUUUUCAACCCCGUCUCUCGUCACAUCAAUUUUUCAUUUAAAGUUCAGAGCGGAAAUUUCCGGUUUCUGUUAUUAAAUAAGACAACGCGCGUGAUAAUCGUACAUUGCUUUUUGUAUCAUCAAGAGGGUCAAUGUACGCCACAUUCAUCCGUUUCAUACCUCAACCACCACCAAUUUCUAUUAUAUAUCGAACAGUUAUACGAAUUUGUAAAGAUUUUAUUGACAAUUUAUUUCUCCUAUCAAAAUGUUGUUCCCGUUCCAAUGCCUCCGGGCGCCGGAAUACGCGGAAUAACGGAUUUUACCAGAGUUGUUUGUUGUUUAUUCACUCAGGAAUUUGUAAAUAGAGAAAUCUCGUUCUUUGUUCAAUUAAGAGACCGUUUCUUUACCUGACUUGCAAUCAAUCAAUUAUUUUUUUUAGUCUUCAUUUACACGUGUGCAUGGGACUUUUAGCCAUAAGCUGAUUCGAUUAUCAAAAAAAAAAUAUUUUUUUAAAAUUGUAUUUUGAACCACCGUCAUUCGUGGACGUGUAUCAGUAACACGCUUUCAGCUAUUGUCUUUCUAAGGCAUACAGAACUAAUGUUAAGUUUUCACUUAAAAUCUUCUCAAAUUUAUGUUUGAACAGAGAGCCUUUUUUAUGGAAAUAAAGAAUUACGAAGUGAUUUAUCAACUGGA